CUUCUUGUGUGGAUUGAUGAUCUGUUGAUCUACGCGUCGACCAUUGAUGAGUUUCUCGAGGUCAUCGACUUGAUCUAUUCACUGCUAGAAGAGUACGGCCUAUUUCUAGGCAUGGACAAGACGUGUCUGUACACCACCAGUGCGAAGUGGUGCGGUCGUGUAUUGACCAAGGACGGAGUGGCGUACGACGCUGAUAAGGUUCAGGCCCUUGUAGAAAUGCCUCCACACGGCUGGAGCAUUGCACAAUUUCUUUGCGCUGCUGGCUGGAUGCGAAGUAGCCUCGUUGACUUCACUAGAACAUGCAAGCCACUUCAAGACCGAUUCGACAAAGAAUUAGCUGGAACCCGCCGAACGAAGAAGGUUGCAGGCAGCAUUGUGGAGAAGUGCUGA
Messenger RNA from Phytophthora sojae, 390 nucleotides. RefSeq lists its product as hypothetical. Lineage: Eukaryota; Oomycota; Peronosporomycetes; Peronosporales; Peronosporaceae. The transcript has 2 exons. The record is from RefSeq and is a predicted model, not a curated record. The annotation marks the transcript as partial.